Episyrphus balteatus (marmalade hoverfly) is the source of this 2063-nucleotide messenger RNA. RefSeq names its product N-acetylgalactosaminyltransferase 7 (gene Pgant7). The coding region runs from base 208 to 1962 and encodes 584 amino acids. Gene Ontology annotation, cellular component: Golgi apparatus. NCBI's taxonomy places the organism in Eukaryota, Metazoa, Arthropoda, Insecta, Diptera, Syrphidae. The transcript has 3 exons. The record is from RefSeq and is a predicted model, not a curated record.
UCUUCUUCAUUUCGAUUGCAUUCUUCGCUUUUGUUUAUUCAAUUUGUGUAUCAUUACUGGAUUUGUAUAAAAAAAAAAAAAAAAACAAGAAACGAAGCGGACGGACACGUCGACACAAAAGAAAGGUUUUCUUCAAACGUUUUUCUUCCCAACGAGUAAUUUAUAAAAAAAAUCCAAAUCCAGUGUUGGGCACACAACUCAACAAAAAUGCGUCUCACAAAUUUUCGAAGUGGACGAAUAAUUCGUUUGGUAAUUUGCGCUCUUAUUUUCAUUCCAUUAAUUUACGUCCUGGCAACAUGGUCCGAUGGUCACAAAAAAGUCCGCGAAGUCUACAAUUCUGCCAAACAAUCUGCCCUAAGAAAAAAUCGUCAAGCACCAGUUUUAGUUACAGGUCUGGGCAACUUUGAGCCACGUGAUCUUGUCAAGCGAACUGGACCGGGUGAAGAAGGUGAAGCUUACAUCCUGCCGCCAGAAAAGAAAAAUAUAGCUGAAGAUUCUGAAAUGGAAUAUGGCAUGAAUAUUGCAUGUUCCAAUGAAAUAUCUAUGCAUCGUUCUGUCCGUGAUACUCGCUUAGAAGAAUGCAUGCACUGGGAUUAUCCCUACGAUCUGCCAAAAACAUCCGUCAUCAUUGUAUUCCACAAUGAAGGUUUCUCCGUUCUAAUGCGUACCGUCCAUUCGGUUAUUGAUCGUUCACCCAAACAUAUACUCCACGAAAUCGUCCUAGUCGAUGAUUAUUCCGAUAAGGCUGAUUUAAAAGACCAACUCGAUACAUAUUUAGAACAAUUUAAUGGACUCGUUCGUUUAAUUAGAAAUACAGAGAGAGAAGGUCUAAUUCGAACUAGAUCGAGAGGUGCUAAUGAGGCUACCGGAGAAGUUAUUGUCUUCCUCGAUGCUCAUUGUGAAGUGAAUUUAAAUUGGUUGCCACCGCUGCUGGCACCUAUUUAUCGUGAUAGAACUGUUAUGACUGUGCCAAUUAUUGAUGGUAUCGAUCAUAAAACUUUUGAGUAUCAUCCUGUUUAUGGUAGUGGACAUCAUUUUAGAGGUAUCUUUGAAUGGGGAAUGUUAUACAAAGAAAAUGAGUUGCCUAAGAAGGAGAAGAAACGACGAGCACACAACAGUGAACCUUACAGAUCUCCAACACACGCCGGAGGACUAUUUGCCAUAAAUCGAGAUUAUUUCUUGGAACUCGGCGCCUAUGAUGCUGGUUUGCUUGUUUGGGGUGGCGAGAAUUUCGAAUUGAGUUUCAAAAUUUGGCAAUGUGGUGGUAGUAUCGAAUGGGUGCCCUGUUCAAAGGUUGGACAUGUCUAUCGUGGAUUUAUGCCGUAUAACUUUGGAAAACUUGGACAACAAAAGAAGGGCCCAUUGAUUACAAUCAAUUACAAACGAGUCAUUGAGACAUGGUUUGAUGAUACCUACAAAGAAUACUUCUACACACGAGAGCCACUGGCUCGAUACUUGGAUAUGGGUGAUAUUACUGACCAAUUGGCAUUAAAAGAGCGUCUAAAGUGUAAGAGCUUCCAAUGGUACAUGGAUAAUGUAGCCUACGAUGUAUUUGAUAAAUUCCCUGCUUUACCUGCGAAUUUGCAUUGGGGUGAACUACGUUCAAUAGCUACAGAUAACUGUCUAGAUUCUAUGGGACAAUCCCCACCGGCCAUAAUGGGCCUUCAGCACUGCCAUGGAGCUGGCAAUAACCAACUUAUAAGACUGAAUGCAGCUGGCCAGCUGGGUGUUGGUGAGCGGUGUGUGGAAGCUGAUAGACAAGGAGUCAAAUUAGCUGUAUGUAGAUUGGGUACAGUUGAUGGCCCAUGGCAAUACAACGAAGAAACACGUCACCUUUUACAUAGGGUGAAUAAAAAAUGUAUGGCAUUACAUCCACAGACAUCACAAUUAAUGCUUAGCCAUUGCGAUGUGAAUGAUGGCUAUCAACAAUGGCGGUUUAAACCUAUCAAACCAAGAUGGUAGGAAGUUAAUUAGUAUUUUAUUUAUAUUGACGAAAUAUCCGUUGAUUGUUAUUUAAAAAAAAACGUCCUAAAACUAAAACAAAAUUAAAAAAAAAAAAACAA